Heterostelium album PN500 is the source of this 474-nucleotide messenger RNA. RefSeq names its product eS10 family ribosomal protein (gene rps10). The record is from RefSeq and is a predicted model, not a curated record. The coding region runs from base 1 to 474 and encodes 157 amino acids. NCBI's taxonomy places the organism in Eukaryota, Evosea, Eumycetozoa, Acytosteliales, Acytosteliaceae. Gene Ontology annotation, cellular component: cytosolic small ribosomal subunit. The transcript is spliced from 3 exons. Gene Ontology annotation, molecular function: RNA binding; structural constituent of ribosome.
AUGACCAUCGACUACAUCUUAUUACAUAUCUAUCUAGAAACUCAAAAACAACAAAAGGGUGUCUUAGUUGCCAAGAAGGAUUUUGGUGCCAAGACUCACCCAAAUGUUGAGGGUGUUACCAAUCUUGAGGUCCUCGCCUGCAUGAAGUCACUCAAAUCCCGUGCUCAUGUCACCGAGAUCUUCAACUGGCAAUACUACUAUUUCACCCUCACUGACCAAGGUAUCCAAUACCUCCGUCAAUUCCUCCAACUUCCAGAGUCCGUCGUCCCAUCUACUCUCCGUAAACCAGCUUCACGUCCAGUUGAGCGUAGAGAGAGAUCUGAUAGACACGAAGAUGGUAAGCGUAUGGGUCCAAGCGGUGAAUUCACCCCAGGUUUCCGUGGAGGAGAUCGUCCACGUCGUGGUGGAAUGGGAUCCAGUGGAUACAGAAGACGUGAAGAGGGUUCUGCUCCACGUCCAACUCAAUCAAACUAA